CUUCAAAAUUCUCAUCCGCAGCUGUGCCUGUUCUUUCCCUUCCUCCUUGGUUCACUCUCUCAGUCUUUACCCAAAAGUUGCACGUAAGAAGAAAGUAAACUGCACGUAUUGCUUAAACAGAUAAUUCACAGAUGCCACUGAAAGAUUACAAGUACACUGUAUAUUUUGCUUAAACAAAAACAAAAUACAUAGAAAUUUAUGUAUAUUAAGAUACAACUACAUAUCAAAAAGCCAAAAGAGCAAAUUACAACAAGGACAACAGAACAAGAGAGACAAGGGGUGGUUGUAUUUGUGUACAUAUAUAAGUAAACAAAAGUUCUCCAUGGAAGAACUUUCAGCAAACAUCUUGCCAAAUACCAAAGCCAAAAGUUUUGGGAGAGUUCUCUACUUCCUUCUACCGCCUAAAAGGGAGAAAAAACCAAAAGACGACUUAAGAAGAAACUACUACAAAAUACAUACAUCAUGAAUCCCAUUUUAUGGAUUCCUGCUUGCCUGCCAUCCAUCAUCAUUCAUGGUUCCAGCUUCAAGGAAACAACCCGUGAUUGUCUGUUCCGCUUUGCUACGUUCACAAGCACUACUGAAAGGCAGGAUGGAACCCACCAUGGCCGCCGGACUUUCUGCUCUCCUUUGAGGCAGGCCACUGCAGCAAAAGCUUCAGAUGAGAAACUAGAGAUGGCCAUGAGAAUCAGAUGAUAUAGCAGGGAAAUUCUCAGAUGAUAAAGCAUGGAAAGACUUGUAACGUACAUCUGUUAUCAUUGACCCGGGAAACCCCCAAUAUUCUAGAACAAGUUACAGUAAGCACGAGCUUACAAAAUGGGAGCUCUCUCAACUUUCAACUCGACAGACUAAGAUCAUCAGAUCCUUGGGCGGUCUUUACAACCAAGACUACCCAAAAAUGCAUUGAUCCAAUGCUGAAGUGAAGAAGAAGAAGAAGAAGAAGAAGAAGAAGAAAGAGAGAGAUGAAUAAAGCAAAGGAGGGAAGGGGAUCUGAACCUUUUAUUCUUCUGAGCUCCUUACACAGCGUUAUGAAGUCACCCCAUUUCAUGUGGCACCGCCUUAUAAACCUUAGUAUCUGUUCUGUUGUGAACAUGGACAUGCCUUCUAGAUAUUCUCCAUUGACACCAUUUUCUUUGAAAAUCUGACGGUAGCUACCCAGAUUUAUCUCUUCCAGCCACAAACCAACAUCCUAGCAUGAGCCAUAAAUAGAUGGGCAACAAAGGUUAGUCUUUGAAAACAUAUAAGAAUAUACUGAAGCUGAAAGCUAAAGCAUCAUCAAUGGAUCACACCACAUUGCUAGUUGGUAAACAGUCAAGUUGUACUGCAUGACGUUGGGAAUUGAUUCUUAGAUCUAAAUGAAUCAACAACAAAUUUCAUGUUUUCAAUCACUUGAAAGCAAGUCCUUUAAGUUCACCACUGGUAAGUAACUCACUCAUGGCUCACCUGCCAAGGUCCAAAAAAGGAGAUACAAUCUAGAAGUUACCACAGCUUGAGGUAAAUUUGAUAUUUUUUUAAUCAUUCGCUUCAACUGAAUUGAAAAAGCUUAACGCCCUAUCCUGCCCUAGGGCGAAAUGUCCAACCUCCUCUAUUGGUAUUGUCUUCAAAAUGUAAUCAGCAAUUAAGUGCACGUCACCCACUAAGGCGAACCAUUACACAAGCAUAAAAUUCCUAAAAAGAACGGGUGCUACCUUGCUCUACCUGUUCCCUGCUUUACUACGAAUGAGUAAAGCUUCAAGAAGCAACUCAGAAGCUUAUACAUUUUUUUUUCAAGAUGUCUGAAGCCCAUUUGAGUGGAACCCAGUCCAACUAUUAUGCAGUGGAAACCUAUCAAUAUAUUCCAAUUCAUAAGAGUGGAACGAAUCACUGAGAAUCAUCCAGGAAAAAAAAAUACACAUUUGAAUAAAACUACGCCGUAGAACUUUUCAUCUAUGUCAAGAAAACUGCUAAUCAACAGGCGUCCAUUACAAGUAACAGUUGAAUGUCCAAGGAGAGAAACUGGAUGAAGUACCUAAAUCUUCUAUAAAAGAAUAGGAACACCAAAAGCCAUAACAAGUAGCAACAACUGAAACGAAUGACAACAUAUAGAGGACUCAGCAAAAGAACACCCUUAGUAUAUUCAUUGUGCUAGGUAGCGAAACAAUGCAACUAAGUCUCUCUACAAAUCUACAUAACCUAACAGACAAAUUGAACGGGUGACACCACACUUUCAUUCUGUUCAGUUCAUUUCAUACACUAAUCAAUACAGUCUACGCAAUCAAACCUCAAUAUGAAUGGAGUUAGUCACUGCUAAACGAACUUUAAGCAGGCCAAACUGACCAGAAAUCAAGUAGGAGUUUGGUUGGGUAGCUUAUAGACAAAGACCUUCCUAAAUCAUUGAGGGAAUGCACAAAGUCUCUUUUCUGACUACACUCUCUGCCUCAAAUUCGAAGCCAGGAAGCAGCCAAACAACAAGCCCAGCUUUCCAACUUGACCAAUUGGUUACAGAAGAGAAAAUGGAAGACCAACCACCAGGCUUUAAAUUUUUCCAGGAAAUGAAGAACCCGAUUCAGGAAAAGGGGAAAUGACCCUCCGCCACCCCCAGCCAAUCGGAAUAAAUAAAACCAUAAAAA
Molecule: messenger RNA, 2606 nt
Organism: Linum trigynum
Lineage: Eukaryota; Viridiplantae; Streptophyta; Magnoliopsida; Malpighiales; Linaceae
Source: the annotation of a GenBank genome assembly